Molecule: messenger RNA, 2454 nt
Organism: Pan troglodytes (chimpanzee)
Lineage: Eukaryota; Metazoa; Chordata; Mammalia; Primates; Hominidae
Product: translation initiation factor IF-2
Exons: 1
Coding region: 515-1084 (189 amino acids)
Source: RefSeq, a predicted model, not a curated record
CAGGGAUGUAGACAGAAAGAACGGGGGUGGGGGAAGGAAGGAAAGCACGCUUCGCCAGGAUCCAGCUGUUUUCUAACAAACCUAAGCCUACGGAAGCUAGGAAGAUAUCGGAAGCAAGGAAGAUAUCGGAAGCGACGGCAUCCCUCAAAUUCGAGAGGGCGGAUGCCUCUACGGCUAGAGAGGCUCCCUAGCCCUCAGUUACAGAGCGACUGGGAGGGGACAAAAUGGAGUUGAGGUUUAGGGGCACCCUAAAGGUCGUUUGGAGGUCUAGCAAGCACUUCAUGGUCUCCUCCGGAAAGGGCCGUGGCAAAGCCUAGUACCCCGAUCAGGAAGAUGACUUCUGGCCCUCGGGAUGCGGUGAGCGGCAGGAAGAGGCAGGCUGGGGUUCCGAGGACCCCAGAGUCCAUCACAGGAGCAGAUACAGUGACCUCGGGAAUCUUACCGGCCCCAGCGGAGGCGAGCGGAUAGAUAGCCCUGGCUCAAGGAAAAAAGCGAGCCGACUCCAGGAGCUGGAAUGCCCACCCAACCUCCUCCCGGCUCAGGUGAGGUACGCCAGUCCCCCUCUGGAAAUGGGGCCCUGGUACCGACAGGGCAGGGGUGCCGCGGCCGCAACCUCCCUAUCCAGGGAUACUCACCGGAGGGGCGGCCCACCGCGUCUUCGCAGCCGGCCGGCGCCUGGCACUCGGGAAGCUCGCAAAAAGGAACCGCGUGCCCGCUAGCGCUGGGACGAGGAGGAGCGCGCGGCGGAGGCCAGAGAAAAAGCCGCAGCGGCGCGCGCGCACCCGGACAGCCGGCAGAGGCGGGACUCAGCGCGAGCCCGGAAAAGACGCGCCCGGAGGGGCGGGCGGAGCGGGGGCGCGCGGUGGUGUGGCAGAGCCAGCCGAAUCGCUGGCUGCAGACGGCUCGGCCCACCCACGCGCCCGCCCCCGCUCGCCCGGGACGUCAGUCGAAAAGGCGGAGCCGAACGGGCUUCCCGGGGCGCGGGAGGGGCGCUGCGAGGAAGGCGAGGCGGCUAACGGCUCGCCUCAAGUUGUUGCUCCCGCUGGCGAUCCGCUUCUGUCAGGCUCGCUGCUGGUGUCGUUGAGUGUGUUUCGGGAUGUCCUUGCGCCUAACAGCAGUGAGGCGCAGAAUUGGCCCACGCCCUCACCUGCGGCUUGCUUCGCAGGACUCCACCCUAGGAUAAAAGUUCCCCUCGGGUCAUCUUCCAGCUGCCCUCAAAAGACACUCAUUUUUGGGUUUCACUGCUCCUGGUUUAGAGAGCUAUCUUAAACACUUUGACUAAAAGCAUCUUGCUCCUGUAAGCCUGAACUAAUGCCUCUCAUCCAUUUAUCUUGCCUCUUACUGCGUUAAGAUCCCCGCUCACUCCCACUGAUGAAAUAUCACAAGGACGCAGGAUUUUCACGUUGUCUUUCAUUUCCACGAUGGUAUCAUGGCAAAAAAAACCCCAACUGAUAAGGAAAAGUCACCGCAGCUUUGUGACAUCUUACUAGCCCUGAUCAUUGCUUAUAAGCCGGUCAUACGAAUGCUGUUCCAACAGAUGCAAGAAAUUGCUAUUAAAAUUAAAAUGCCAGCGAACUAUCUGAGGGCUUCAAAAGGGACAGACCAUAAUUGCAAAUGAGGCCUGAUAAACUGCCAAGAAUAUAUCACCCAAAAAAAUAAAUCUCAAGAAUUCUUCCAGUUCCCUGAUGCGUAAUGGUGAACUAGCUUCCUGUUCCUGAUGGUAAUUGACAUUUCACUUCACUUGCUGAUUUCCAUUUUCCCAUAGAAUUACCAUUUGUGCUUGUGUGUGUGUAUAUAUAUAUGUAUAUAUAAAAUGCCUUACCACCUGAGAUUACAAGCUAGAGUAGUUCUUCAGUGUGCAUCACAAUUAUCUGGGGUGCUUGUUGAAAUGUAGGUACCUGGAGCUACAACCCCCAGGUAUUUUGAUUCUGAUCUGGGUAGGGAUAAGAAAUUUGAAUUUUUAAUAAGCAGCCCAGGUGACACUAAAAGUGGUUAGCUGAGAGCACAGAGCUAUAGUUUUUGUGUUACUACUCUAAAGCCAUAUUACCAAUUCAAUUUCCAAGAAACCCACCCACUUACAUAUAAUAUACCUAUAAAUAUUGCUAAGACAGUCAUGUAGCUUCCUUUUUCAAGAUUGACCUACAAAGUUCAGUACUUCAAACAACGAGUUUAAUUGUCAUGUUUAUUUUAUGAAAUCUUGUUUUAAUACCAGAAAUAAGCAAUCAUAUGUCAGGUAUGUAAUUCACUGGGUAACUAUGAUGUACAGAGCACUAUCACCUACAGUUGGGUUAACACAAAUGAAAUUGAAGAAAUGAAUAUCGCUGUUCUCAAUAAAGUUAGUGUCUAGUUGUGGAAUUAAAAUAUAGAUAUAAUACAAACCCAGUGUAGCACAUAAAUCAGUGUGCUGGAUGAAGAUGAAAAAGAACUUGUAAUUAAAGAGUACUUUUGCCAGUU